Belonocnema kinseyi is the source of this 1976-nucleotide messenger RNA. RefSeq lists its product as uncharacterized. Lineage: Eukaryota; Metazoa; Arthropoda; Insecta; Hymenoptera; Cynipidae. Gene Ontology annotation, cellular component: transcription regulator complex; nucleus. The coding region runs from base 180 to 1292 and encodes 370 amino acids. Gene Ontology annotation, biological process: regulation of transcription by RNA polymerase II. The record is from RefSeq and is a predicted model, not a curated record. The transcript is spliced from 4 exons.
UUUUUCGUGUAUUGUCGGAAUUAUGGUUUUGGCGGUGUUUGGCUCUGUUUAGCUACAUUUUCCCGUCUUUAACGAACUUUUUUUUACCGUUACUCUCAUCACGCUGGAUAAAAAAACUUUGGAUUGUGAAGUGAAUAAAUACCAGGAACAGAAAGUGCCAUAAGAUAAUUGCUUCCAAAAUGUCGGAUGCUAAUAAUCUCGUAUACAUAUGCGUACAUUGUGGACAAGUUGUUGAAAAUAAAGACAGCGAAUGGCACGAGAGACAAUGUCCAGAAAAAGUUGUAAAUAUAGAUGACGACCAGGAAGAUGUUGAGUUAAACGUUGAAGAAGUGGAGGAAGAAAUGCCGGAAGAAAAGCAAGUUGAAAAAGAUGAUUAUGUACUGCGACUCAUAAAUGCCGUUCGACUUCGCACAAUACUCUGGGACAAAUACCAAAAACGGGAUCUGCCAGCCAGAAAAAGCCUUUGGCUAGAAAUUGAACAAGAAUUAGGUACGCAGCCAGACGUCCCAAGAAGAGACUGGACACAUCUUCGUGAAAAGUAUCGUGGCGAGAGAACGACGUUAAAAAAAGCUUCACAAGCAGGUCGAAAAUUAGAGCCACGAUGGGAAUACUACAAUCAUAUGACAUUUCUCGAGCAGGAUGGAACGAGCAAACCUAAAAAAACGGUGCCAACAAAGUCUGCGCCAAAGUUAAUAGCGUCAAAAGUAGUGACCAUAAAUGGGAAAAAAGUGUUGAAAAAGAAUUACGUACGAGGAAAACCCGGACCUAAACCUGGCAGUCACAGAACAGUGAAAAAAGCGCCAAUUUCAAAACCAAUCACAAGGCCGAAAAGAGAUCCGAAACCGCCGGCCCAUCUCACAGAUUCACGGGCCGUUACAACCGUGAAUAAUGCCCGAAACUUCGGCCAAUUGAACGAAUUGCGAGUCGUUGUGCCGAGAAACGAUUAUCGAGAUCUCCAUGCGAGAAAAAAUGGAAAUUCGGUGAAUGUCGGGACAAAUGAGGCGAAUUCGCGAAAGAGGAGUAAUGUCAAUUCGCAGCAGGACGUUGAUGCAGCAGCGGUCAGUUUUAAGCAAGUUUGCAUUCGAAAUAACGAGGAGGCAGCGAUGAACAGUGGUGGAAAUAGUGGCGGCGACACUGUCGGCAGAUUUUGUUCGUACCUCGAGGUCAUGUUGAGGACUCUGCCAAAGGAGAAGCAGGAAGUAUUUUAUGAGGAGACGCUCGAUCAUCUUGCCACACUUAAACGGCAAAUUAGGAGGUCGAAUCACUCAAAUCCAACGAGUAAUUACAUGUAAGGUAACCGAAAAACAUAAAGAAACAAAAGAAAGGAAAAAUAAAUAAAUAAAAAUAAGAGAAAGAAAGUUCUCAAGGGAGUAGGAAUUCCGAGAAAUUAUUUUUAUUAUAUUUUACGCUUUUGUUCUACGAUUCUUGUAGCUUGAGACACUUAACUGAUACUUUUUAUAGAAUGAAAGUAGUGGCAGAUAUGAGUUCUUUAUUAUUAUUAUUUUUUUAUUUUUUAUCUCGACGUAUUGAUUUGAAUUACUUUCGAUGUCAAAAAAAAAAAAAAAAAAAAAAGAGUUUUUUAAGGCUUCGACGAGAGUCUGUGUGCCUGUGUGUGUGUGCGUGUGUGAGUGUGUCUGUGUUUAGACUCGAAAUUUUGAGAGUCGGAUCGAAGAGGCAUGUUUGAUGUCGGAAGUGUUUGGAAAAACAUGAAAUUUUAAUUAACGAGUAGUCUCGAAACUAUUGUGUAAUGUAUAAUAAUACAUGUAAGCAGCACGUUUUUGGAUUGAGGUGGUUUCAAUUGAGGUUCCGAAACUUGCGUUAUUUUGGUGUGACAAUUAUGAAUCGGCGUCCAGUGGUCUGGUGAGGUUGGUUUAACCUCGCCAUUUUUUCAAUCGUCAAAUAUUCUGAGUUACCAUUAAAAAGUUGUUCAUAAUUCCAUUGAAUCAGUUAUUUUUUUUUUUUUUUUUUUUUUUUUU